Molecule: messenger RNA, 204 nt
Organism: Paramecium octaurelia
Lineage: Eukaryota; Ciliophora; Oligohymenophorea; Peniculida; Parameciidae
Source: the annotation of a GenBank genome assembly
AUGUUGGAGCUGAAUCCUAACUCCAACUUCAAUUUAGAAACAAGACCAACAAUUUAAAGUAGUUAAUACUAUAGACUGUAACACACAUUAAAUAUUUUGGUAUGCUACUUUAAUAGCAUCAUCAAUAGAAAAAACGCCUCGAAACAGAAGUUGCAUCAUUUUAAUCAAAGUGAUCAACUAUAACUGAUGGGAGGAGGGCCAUGA